ACUUUUAAUAGAAAUAAAAUCGGCAAAAAUAUUAACCCUCUCUUUUCUCUCUCUUAUCCGCUCCUGUCCUGUCCUCUUCCUCUGUUCCGCCGCCGCCGUCACCCUCCGCCAGAUUCAAUCCUCUCAUCCGCCGCCGCCGCCGCUACCACCACUCAUUACCUCCUCCGCCUUGUAAGGUUUGCUAUUGGAAGCUUAGUACCUGAAGAGACUGGGGCUCUCUCUUCAAAUCAAUGUCGGAAGCUGAUAUGUCCAUCAUUAAACCUGAGAUGAUGAUGAAAUCUUAUAUAUGGCUUGAAACUGCGGAUGGAUCAAUCCAACAAGUGGAGCAAGAGGUUGCAAUGUACUGUCCCAUGAUAUGUCACGAAGUGCUACAGAAGGGUCUCGGUGCUGGAUCUUCUAAGAACUGUGCGAUUUCCCUUCCUCAGCGAGUCAAUCCUGCCAUGUUAAGCUUGAUUCUCGAUUACUGCAGAUUUCAUCAAGUUCCUGGACGUUCUAAUAAGGAGCGUAAAGUUCAUGAUGAAAAAUUCAUCCGGAUGGAUACAAAGCGGCUUUGUGAGUUGGCCUCAGCCGCUGACAGUUUGCAGUUGAAGCCUUUGGUUGAUCUUUCUAGUCGUGCUCUUGCUCGGAUUAUAGAGGGCAAAACCCCUGAGGAGAUACGUGAAAUUUUUCAUUUACCUGAUGACCUUACUGAGGAGGAGAAAUUAGAGCCUCUGAAGAACUUGAUGGAUGAUCCACGUAUCCGACUCUUGAAUAGAUUGUAUGCUAAGAAACGAAAGGAGUUGAAAGAAAGAGAAAAACUUAAGGGUAAAGAGGUUGAAGAACGAGUCGACGAGCGUUCUGUAGAUGACCUUUUAUCGUUUAUUAAUGGCAAAGAUCACAAGGUGGUAAAGACUUCCAAGAACAAAAAGAAGAACAAGAAAAGGAAGGAGCAUAAAAAUAAGGAUUCACAUAAAUUGCAUUCCAAGCAACAAGGUGUCCAAAUUGUUGAUGAGACUGCGUCCAGCUUGGGAGGGGUAUCUAACUUACCCAGUAUGGAAGAUGAUAUUUUUUCACUGCAGACCGACUCUGAAGAUGGUUAUGUAGAUGAUGGAAUGGAUCCAGUUUUGAAGGAAAUGCUUGAUAGGGAAGUAGAGGAUUUUGCUCGGAGAUUGAACUCAAGUUGGGUUCUAUCUUCAGGACAAGAAAGGCAGCCUGUGCACUUUUCCAUAAACGGCAAUGGAGCAACAAGGCGAUUAACAGCUAUAGAUGACUGAUGGGAGAGAUAGUUCAGUUUGCCUUCCAUUUUGAACAUUGAAGGUCCAGCUGCAGGACACAAAUGAAGCUGAUAACUCCUAAGCCCAAUGGCUGGAACAGUUUUGGUGAUCCCCCCCACAUUUAGAUUGUAAGCAAUUAGAGAGAGAGUGGUGUUCUUUCAUGGGUGUCCCCUCCUGUAAUAUAUUUGCUUUGUUAUUCUCAUAAACUGUUAAUCUUUCGUUGAUCCGAGAGUUUAGGAUGCAGUUUUGCUUCUCUUUUGAUCAACCUUUGUAUACCACCCUUUUUUAAUUAUUUAUUGGUUACCUUUCUGUA
This is a messenger RNA of Raphanus sativus (radish), 1566 nucleotides long. Its product is annotated as SKP1-like protein 21. Gene Ontology annotation, molecular function: cullin family protein binding. Bases 231 to 1253 code for a protein of 340 amino acids. Lineage: Eukaryota; Viridiplantae; Streptophyta; Magnoliopsida; Brassicales; Brassicaceae. The transcript has 10 exons. The record is from RefSeq and is a predicted model, not a curated record. Gene Ontology annotation, cellular component: nucleus; cytoplasm. Gene Ontology annotation, biological process: SCF-dependent proteasomal ubiquitin-dependent protein catabolic process.